UCCAGUUCAUGAACCUCCUGCAGUUUCCUUCGAUGCAUGAAUACACCAAGAAGCCUCCGAUGCAGCUCAGUCCUGCGGAUGAGAAACUUCUGGCCGCCAGUCAACAGUUCCAGAAGAAACAGAGCAAAGGAACCAUCAAUGUUUGGUGGCUGUUUGACGACGGAGGCUUGACACUUUUGAUACCGUAUUUGCUAACCAACAAAAAGAAAUGGCGCGACUGCAAGAUCCGUGUGUUCAUUGGAGGAAAGAUAAACAGGAUUGACCACGACCGCAGAGC
Molecule: messenger RNA, 277 nt
Organism: Sinocyclocheilus rhinocerous
Lineage: Eukaryota; Metazoa; Chordata; Actinopteri; Cypriniformes; Cyprinidae
Product: solute carrier family 12 member 2-like
Exons: 3
Biological process (GO): cell volume homeostasis; ammonium transmembrane transport; chloride ion homeostasis
Cellular component (GO): apical plasma membrane
Molecular function (GO): ammonium channel activity; sodium:potassium:chloride symporter activity
Source: RefSeq, a predicted model, not a curated record